Molecule: messenger RNA, 1625 nt
Organism: Trifolium pratense (red clover)
Lineage: Eukaryota; Viridiplantae; Streptophyta; Magnoliopsida; Fabales; Fabaceae
Product: monooxygenase 3-like
Exons: 6
Coding region: 331-1551 (406 amino acids)
Molecular function (GO): FAD binding
Source: RefSeq, a predicted model, not a curated record
AUAGAUAUGUUGAUACUCUUCGUGAGAAAAUAUGAAUGGCUUGUCGACUAUCGAAGCACUUGGAUCACCAUCUUUGUCAACUACUAUAUAUUGUGCAUGUGCUCGAGUCAUCGACCUUCUGUGUAGCACUCUCUAAAACUUUCUAUGAGUAUACGAUUCUAAUAUUUUAUAUUCAUUCAUUCGUUCAUGAUAUCAUAUAAUAUAAUAAAAAUAUAUAGGGGAUAGAUAGAUAAGACUAAAGAGAAGACAAAUAUAUAGUACUAUUAUUACUAGGUAGAAGCAUUGACUAAUUUCCAGUAGAAAAAAACACAUCAAGGUUAGUCCUCUGUAAUGGAAACAACAAAAGUAAUUGAAGAAGAUGUUGUGAUUGUUGGAGCUGGAAUUGCUGGUCUUUGUACAGCCUUAGGACUUCACAGGUUGGGUGUAAGAAGUUUGGUAUUGGAAUGUUCAGAUAGUUUGAGAGUAACUGGAUUUGGUUUAGCAAUAUGGGAAAAUGCUUGGAAGGCUUUGGAUGCUGUUGGUGUUGGAGAUAUACUUCGACACAAACAUAUACAUCUUUAUGGGAAUGUGGCUACUUCUUUGAUUAAGGGGCAACAAAUAGCAACUACAUCUUUUAGGGAUAAAGAAAAGCUUGAACUGCGUUGUGUUAGAAGGAAAUUAUUGUUGGAAGCACUUGCCAGUGAGCUUCCAAGUGGUACCAUUAGGUAUUUAUCUAAAGUUGUUGCUGUUGAGGUAUCUGGCUUCUCUAAGGUACUUCAUCUUCAUGAUGGAACAACCAUCAAAACCAAGGUAUUGAUAGGGUGUGAUGGAGUGAACUCUGUGGUGGCAAAAUGGUUAGGCUUUAAGGAAGCCACUUAUACCGGGAGAUAUGCAAUCCGUGGUUGUGCAGAGUUAGAAAACCAUCACAAUUUUGAGCCUGUGCUUAUGCAUUUCUUUGGCAAAGGUUUUAGAGCUGGAGUUGUUCCAUGUGAUGAAAAAAUUGUUCACUGGUUUUUUACUUGGACUCCUACCAUCCAAGAUAAAGAGCUAAUAGAGAACCCUGCUAAACUAAAAGAGUAUGUGUUAAGCAAAUUAGAGAAGAUGCCAAAUGAUGUUAGAUAUUUCAUAGAAAAAACUGAAUUAGAUGCAUUUCAAUCAACUCCAUUGAGAUAUAGACAUCCUUGGGAGCUUAUAAUGGGAAAUAUUAGUAAAGACAAUGUUUGUGUGGUUGGAGAUGCUUUACAUCCUAUGACACCCGAUCUUGGCCAAGGGGGGUGUUGUGCUUUAGAGGAUGGGGUGGUUUUAGCAAGGUGUCUAGCUGAGGCUUUUUCCUACAAACCAAUGGAAGAAGAUGAACAAUUCAAAAGAAUUGAGGAAGAAUUGAAAAAAUAUGCAAAUGAAAGAAGAUGGAGAUGCAUUGAUCUUAUUGCUACAUCUUAUAUUGUUGGUUUUAUUCAGCAAGGUGAUUCAAAAUUGGUUACCUUUUUAAGGGACAAAAUUUUAGGUCCAUUACUAGCUGGUCAGUUAUUGAAGAAGACUAGUUUUAAUUGUGGUAAACUGAAUAGCCCUUAAUUAGGGACACAGUGUUGCAUUUCAUCUUGCCAUGUUAAUAAUGAACUCUGAGUAAUGCUAUGCUUUUGAUGCUA